Molecule: messenger RNA, 6069 nt
Organism: Brienomyrus brachyistius
Lineage: Eukaryota; Metazoa; Chordata; Actinopteri; Osteoglossiformes; Mormyridae
Gene: phldb2b
Product: pleckstrin homology-like domain, family B, member 2b
Exons: 22
Coding region: 227-4516 (1429 amino acids)
Biological process (GO): regulation of microtubule cytoskeleton organization
Cellular component (GO): basal cortex
Molecular function (GO): protein binding
Source: RefSeq, a predicted model, not a curated record
CCACCACGACCCUUCCAUGCUGCUCCAGCCUUCCUAGGUCUCCUUCCAGCUGUUGCGCAUUCCUGAGACUGCAGCGGGAGACGAGAGCGCGGAUAGUCCCAUCUAAUCUUCCUGGUGAGCCGCUGGAGCUGUGAUGUCCCUGGCGAAGCGGAGCAGCAUCUGACAGCUCGUCAAUACCCGGACAGGACCGCGAGCAGGGACCGGAGGGGUCCGUGUGCGCGCCUGGAUGUCGGUGUUACUCAGAUCCCGGAGCCCCGCGACGGAUACUGACAGCUCAUUCUCCGCAAUGGGCACGGAGUCCACCAGUCCGCCGGGCAGCUCCUCACACCUGGAGGCUGAUCAGCAUGGCGCCCCCUCAGGCAAGAGCCCGCCCCUUGACCUGAUUGACACAGGAAAGGCGCUGAAGGUGCAGACGGCCACGCCGCAUUUGGUCAGCCUUGGCAGUGGCCGUCUGAGUGUGGCCAUCACCCUGUUGCCACUCAAAGAAGGAGUGACUCGGAUUGGACGCGAGGAUGCCCCCAUUCCCCAGGACAUCACCAUUGAGGGUCCUGGGAUCGAGGCCGAGCACUGUCUGAUCAAGAACAAGGGGGGGCUCAUCACCUUGGACCCCUGUGGAAACCCUUGUGCCCUCGAUGGCAUCCCUGUGAUGAAGCCCACGCAGCUGACCCAAGGGUACACGCUGUGCCUUGGUAAGUCCUACUUCUUCCGCUUUAACCACCCCGAGGAGGCCAGCCGAAUGAAGAGCAUGAUGCCCCGGAAGAACCCCGUGUGCCCCCUGGGAUAUGCCUCUGAUCACCUCCGGUUAGACCACAGCCCUGGAGUGGGCGUGUCUGGUGUACGGGGGCCAUGCUCAAGUGGGGAUCUCCUGAUGGAUACGCUACAGAGGCGGAGACUGGCUGCGGAGGUGGGCCUUCGCACCAAUGGCAACUGUAACCCAUCCUACUACAGUGUGACUCAUUCUCCGUCCAUCAGUCCCAUCCCCCGCCCCCUGGUGCAGACCCCUGACAUAACACCCCGCCAUCAUCAGGACCAGGGUGUGAGGCCCGGUGCUGCCGAUCGCCCCCCCUUGUCCAUCAGGCCACCCGUGCAUACCUCGGGAAACACCCUUCUGAGCCAGGGCAGGGAUGGGCCCCUCCCUUACCGCCGCUCCAGCUCCCGGCACCAGUCCCAGGACAACGUCUUCUUGUCCACCUCUGAGGACAGACGUUUACCACGGUCCGCAUGGAAUGGCUCAUCUCCUGACCGCGAUGCCCGCUUACUACUUGGGGGCAGCAGUGGGGCCGCCAGCAUGCCCUCCAGUCCCCAGCUGGCUCGCCGCCUUCGACCUCAUGAUGUGGGGGGCCUACGGGGGAGCCCAGGAGGGGAUGGUGGGCUGGACCCCAUGCCCAGACAGAGGAAGUACUCCGCAGGCUCACUGGGAGCCAUGGGGACCCACAGCCGGUCUUUGCCCCGUCUGUACAAGGCCACUGAGAACCAGCUGCAACCCUUCACUCUGGCUCCGCCCCUGCAAUCUGGGGACAGUCAGGCCCGUCCCCCUAUCCCACCCGAGCCUAUGAGCAACAGCCACAAGGAGGUGGUGUCCAUCUUACUAUCCUCCCGCUCACCCACGCGACGCUCUACCCCUUCAGAAUCCAGCCUACCAGACAGCGCCCCCAGCAAGUCCACCAGCCCCCGCAUUGCCAAGAAGCUGAGCCUGACAUCCUCGGCAUCCUGCUCAGACCUGGAACACAAUGCCCUGCGUGGGUCCUCCCCUUCUUUGGACCAAGGGCUCGGUGAGAGGCGACCCUCCUUUGGGAAGGCAGGCUUGGGGCUGUGGCCUACUAGAGAGAGGCGUGGCAGCAUCAGCUCGCUGAGCGGAAAGGAGGAGCUGAGAGAUUACCACCAGCGGCAGAGGGACGAGCGUCUGCGCGAGCAGGAGGUGGAGAGACUGGAGCGACAGCGCUUGGAGACCAUUCUCAGCCUGUGCUCGGAGCUGGGCCACUCAGGGGGCGAGCAAGGGGGCUCCGCCGAGGCCGACCUGCAGAAGAUCAACCAGGAACUUGAGAGGCUGCAGCUGUCUGACGAUGAGUCCGACGCCACCAUCCCUGACACAGCCAAGGCAUGGACUCUGCUUCGCUCUGGACUCUCCCCUUCCCCCUCCACACAGAUGCUCAGGACCCCCAGGGCUCCAGAGCCAGCUGCGGAUGUACAGCUGAGGGUGAGGGAGGCGGCCCAUAUGGAGGAGGAGAGGGUCGCUGUGCUGAACCGCAUGGAGGAGCUGCAGCAGAAGAUCAAAGACCUGGACAACCAGAUGGAAGAGUCUGUGCGAGAAAUGGAGUUAGAACGUGCCCUGGUGGACGGGGAGCACGACGCCGAGACGGUGCAGAUGGAGCGUGAGAAGGAGCUCCUGAACCAGCUGAAUGAGAAGCUUGUUGACGUGGAGAAGAACAGUUUAGUGGACAAGUCUCAGGACGCGGAGGCCCUGGAGCUGGAGACGAAGCGGUUCGAGGACCUCGAGUUCCAGCAGCUGGAGCGGGAGAGCCGGCAGGAUGAGGAGAAGGAGGCGCAAAGCCAGCAGCUGCUGAGGGACAUCGCUGAGCACCAGCGCAGCGCGGCAUCUUGCAAGGAGCGGCUACAGGCACUGCAGAAACAGUCCAGCCAGAUCCAGCAGCAGGCUGAGCAGGAGAAAGAUGCCUUUCUGCGGGAGAAGAGGGACCUGCAGGCCCUGCUGCACAAGGAGAGGGAGACCCUGACGGUCUUGGAGACGAAGUAUAUGGCUCUGACAGGGGGGAGGGACUUCUCCAGCACGGCUUCACUGAAAGAGCUGGCUGCAGUGUGCCACACCCUAGGCCCCCCCACCAUCCUCUGCGGCCCCCUGUCCCACCCUGACCUGCUGGUCCUCUCCUCUCAGCUGGCUUCCCUCUGUGCCAAGAGCGCUGAGGGUUAUGUGACAGUCAGUGAAAUCAAUGAGAUUUAUGAGCAGUUUGGGGUUAACCCCACCCCUGAAGGCCAAGCCACACCCUCACCCAAGUAUGAGCUUGAGUCCAGCUCCAGCCCUGAGGAGUGUACCCCCCAGCCGGGGGAGGAGGAGCCUGACCUUUAUUCCUUCCUUGUGGAGGGUGUGGUUCUCCCUGGCCCUGCCCCCUCCUCACCCCACUCCCACCGUCCGGUCCCCAAGCCUCCCUCAGUGCACUGGCCAGAUGACAUGGUGACCUACCAUGACUCCACGCCCCUCUCUGAGUCCCCCCCUCCGCUUCCCAUCAAAAAACACUACCGCCGCAAACAGGUAAAGGGCAUGCCCACAUGGUGCACUGGCAUGGGUUCCAGGGCCUCACUGCGAGGGUGUGUAGCCUGCCGCCUCUGUCGCACUGUGUGUGUUUGGGACCGGGGGCAGCUGGAAUCGGAGGGUGCAGACGUCAGCCUCACUGCUCCUCUGCAGAACUUCCGUACCCUGGAGGAGAAGAGGUGGGGCGUGAAGGAGGCGGGGUCUGUGCUGAGUGACACGGUGCCUCGUCGGAGGGUCCAGCCAAUGGUAUCGCCCGCUUUCAGCAGCUCCACGCUGGGCCGCUCCACCACCCCCAAGUCUCAUCAGCCUCUGGUGCAGAGCUCCAGCUGUGGCAGCAUGCUCCCUCAUAACCUGGCCGUAGCCCCCAGCGACCCAGAGAGCCGCCGUCAGCACAGAGGUCAUGUCCCCGGGCCUGGGCAGCAGCCCCUGAGCGGCCGGGUGGCGUCACAGUCCAGCGUGUGCCUGCUGUACGGCGACGACGCACACGCCUACGACACUCUGAGCGUAGACAGCUCUGACAGCAUGGAGACCAGCAUCUCUGCCUGCUCGCCAGACAACGUGUCCAGCGCCAGCACCUCCAACAUGGCCAAGCUGGAGGAGAUGGAAAGGCUCUUGAGGGAGGCCCAGGCGGAGAAGCACAGGCUGCUGGAGAACCGGGAGCGAGAGAUGGAGGCACGCCGGCAGGCCCUGGAGGAGGAGAGGAGGCGGAGGGAGGAGCUGGAGAAGCGACUGCAGGAGGAGACCAGUAGGAGGCAGAAGCUGAUUGAGAGGGAGGUGAAGAUGAGGGAGAGGCAGAAAGCUCAGUCUCGCCCCCUGACCCGUUACCUGCCCGUGAGGAAGGACGACUUCGACCUCCGCAGCCACAUCGAGUCGGCUGGCCACCACGCAGACACUUGCUACCACGUGUCACUGACAGAGAAGACCUGUAGAGGCUUCCUGGUCAAGAUGGGCGGCAAGAUCAAGACCUGGAAGAAGCGCUGGUUCGUCUUCGAUCGCAACCGCCGGACGCUGUCCUACUAUGCCGAUAAGCAUGAAGCCAAGCUGAAGGGUGUGAUCUACUUCCAGGCCAUCGAGGAGGUCUAUUACGACCACCUGAAGAAUGCACACAAGAGUCCGAAUCCGUCGCUGACAUUCAGUGUGAAGACACACGACCGCGUGUACUACAUGGUGGCACCAUCGCCAGAGGCCAUGCGCAUCUGGAUGGAUGUGAUUGUCACGGGAGCAGAGGGAUACACACAGUUCAUGGUGUAAUACAGGCUUGACUUGCUCACAACCGCCCCCUGGAGGACUGCGGGUGCACUUCCUGUGAUGCUUUUUAUUUUUUUGAACGAGCAUUGUGCCUUAAUACAUCAAGCUGUGAUGCUACAGUGCCUUGUUCUAUGUAGAUGUGAAGAUUUUGCUUCAGGAGCUGGGAACAUUUGUGCUCUGGGGAACAUAGGGGAGUCACAUGGUCAUACCAAUUAUGGCUCUAUGCGUGCUUUUGUGUUGGUAUAUGCUGGCCCAGUGAUCUCUCCAUUUCCACUGUGUCACUCAGGAGUGUGGUGGGCGGACUGGAACUAGGGUGAGGUUCUGUGGUUUGGAGAAGGACUGCUGUCAACAGGCAGCUUCCAUAAGCCUGUGCUUGUGUGUCUCACAGAGGGAUUUCUCUAGAGUCCAUUGGUACUGAGAGCAGUUGGAGCAAUAGCGCAGUGCCGACCAACAACACUGGUCCAUCCGAUCUGACCAAUCAGCAUGGGCAAAAGCCUACAUGGCUCCCACCUACUGCAGUACCCUGUCAGAUUUGACCAAUCAGGAUUGGUGAAAGCCUGUGUGCUUUAUACUUGCUAUGGUACCCAGAUCUGACCAAUCAGGAUGGGUGAAAGUCUGUGUGCUUUACACUUGCUGUGGUACCCUUUCAGAUCUGACCAAUAAGCAUGGGCGAAAGCCGCAUGGUUCCCACCAGCUGUGGUACCCUGUCAGAUCUGACCAAUCAGGACACAGCGGUUUGUUUGCUACAGCUGCUCCAGUAACAGGACUAUGUCCUAUUUAUAAAUGUUUUUGAAUGAGUAUGUAGUAGCCAUAUUUUUUUCUAUCCAAUGCUUCUUACUCUCCAGCCUUAUAUCGUAAUAGUCAUUUUAAUAGUUAAGCCUUGCGUAGGAUGUUCAGCAUAGCUAAGAAUCUUAACCAGGGACGGGAGGAGGGAGAUUGGCAGCCCCCCAAGGGUGUCCCACACUACCUCUCUGGCUAAUUCUGGACUAGGCUUAGCUGCUUACCAGCUGGGCCACCAUCUUUGUCUAUGUGGUUUUUUACGGCUGUAUGUCUGACCAAACUCACCUUAGGGGUCUGACCACGUUAAUAUCUUUGUCCUCCUAAAAGCAGCACUGGGCCCAUCUUGCAAAAGCUUUUUUAUAUAUAUAACCAAACAUUGAGUCUGUAAACAAACCUCAUCUCCUACUUUCAUAUCUUCAUUUCCACACCCCAUGUGACUUUGGGAGAUGACUGUUCUUCUGUAAUAAACAAAAUGCCACUAGAGGGCAACAAGUGAGCAUUUUUUGUGCUCUGGCGAGCAGAUGAGUGCUGCUCUGAUGGGAACGCUGGGCCCUCACAGGGGUGUCAGGGUGAGCUGUUAUCAGGCAUCAGGGGUGCGUCGUGGAGAAGGAGUGAAUUUUUCACCCAUGAUACUUUGGGCUGCUUCACUCUCUGCUUCAUGUAUUUUCUGUUACUCUUAAAGCUACUUUUCAGAAAUGUCAUGUAUAUUAAAUUUUUUAUGUAUAACAUGCAUGCUUUAUUUUUGAAUACAAAUAAAGGCUUUUAAUCAACCCCUA